This is a messenger RNA of Spodoptera exigua (beet armyworm), 10606 nucleotides long. The record is from the annotation of a GenBank genome assembly. NCBI's taxonomy places the organism in Eukaryota, Metazoa, Arthropoda, Insecta, Lepidoptera, Noctuidae.
CUACAAGGUACUAGUACCUAUCAGAAUUCAGAAUAUUUAUUGAUCCAGUGCAUCACUGCAGCUACAAAUGGCUUCCUGAUUCCCUAACCGUAGCGAUUAUCAGUUACAGAAUCCCGGUAGUGAUUGUGAUCAAUUUGAAUGUUAUUAGAUAAAUCGUCUUGUUUCUACAUAUCAUUUUUCUGUGGUUUCUAAACUGGUUUCUUAAACGUCAUUCUUGGUUCUACCCAGUCAAAUGAUAUUUUACGACUAUUGUUUAUGUGAACUUUGUACAUUUUCAUAGUCGUCGAACUUGUUGAAUAAGAAUCUCGAUUUUAUAAGAUACCAAGUAUAGUAUCAGUGUGUAGUGCUACUACUUGUUCAAGAAGAUGUCACUAAAUAAACUAGUAGGCGGAGACUGUGGGGGGAACAAUUCUCUAGUGCAACUAUCAAAUAUUGUGCGUCGUGAUGCUGGUCUAUCACAACCACUAUCUCAGGCUGACAGGUUUGUUAACGAAUUUAUGGCACAGAAUUCGCAGACACCACAAACCUUUAAUAUGAAUACUCUUCUUAAUAAUUUGCCUCAAGAAAACAAAGCUAAAACUACACCUGGUCCCUCGACAUCAUCUUACGUGCCAGAUGUUAAUACCCACAUGAACAGGUCAUGGACAGCAGGACCGUCUCCUUCCUUUAUGACACACAGUGUCAUGUCAAAUUAUCCUAUGAUGCAGCAGCCUAUGCUUCUCCCGCAUGCAGUGCCAAAGCCCAAUCUACAGGUACAAUUUAUCAAUGAAGCAGAAGUUGCAAAUCUGACGAGUGCUGAUGUUCAAGGCAAAGCUCAAGAGUAUGUUAAUACCAUGAAGAAUGACAGUGACAUCGAAUAUAAUGAGUUCAUGUCCUUUAUGAAAAAGAUAAGCGCUGGAGAAAUCCGCCUAGGUGAUGAUCCAGAUUCAGAUCAGACACAGAGAAAAAUGAGCAGGGAGGACAUAUUGGAUCAGAUGAGUGAAAAAUACAAAGAAGAGUGGGAGAAACUCAGUGAUGUUAAUAAUUACUGGGACUCCGAAGCUGCAAAUGGGAUUGCUAAAGAAUAUGCCUUUUCUGAAGGCAAUGUAAUGUUGGAAAACAAAAGUGCUCUUGAAAUAGGAAAGGAAAAAUUAAAAAUGGGUGAUGUACCUGGAGCUGUCUUGUGUUUUGAAGCUGCUGCACAACAGCAGCCAGAUUCAGCAGAGGCCUGGUACCUGCUAGGUACAACGCAAGCUGAAAAUGAACAAGAUCCUUGGGCUAUAACAGCUUUAAAAAAGUCUUUACAAAUUGAUCCUACACAACUAGAAGGCUAUAUCACAUUGGCAGCGGCAUAUACCAAUGAAAAUAUGCCUAAGCAUGCUUACAUCUCUUUAAUUAAUUGGCUAAAAGCCAGUCCUAAAUAUUCUAAUCUUGUGCCAGAAGACAUAGACCCAAUGAAAUUGGAAGUUAAAGAACUAGAGAGUCAUGUAAAGUCAUUGUAUCUUAAAGCAGUACAUUCAAAUGUUAAUGAAAUCGACCCUGAUGUUCAGAAUGCUAUGGGUGUAGUUUUCAAUAUCAGCCAGGAAUAUGACAAAGCUGUAGAUUGUUUCCAGACAGCUUUAAUGGUAGCAAAGGAUAAUGCAAAGCUUUGGAAUAGAUUGGGAGCCACUUUGGCAAACAGUGACAAAUCAGAGCAAGCUGUGGAUGCCUAUCGUCAGGCCCUGGGUUUGGAACCUGGAUUUAUACGAGCCAGAUACAAUGUUGGAAUCACAUGUAUGAAUUUAGGGGCUCACAAAGAGGCAGCAGAGCAUUUCUUGGUGGCACUCAACCAACAACAUAAAGCUAAGAGCAUGUUUCCUGAAUCAGCUGCUACUGACACUAGUUCUUCAACAAUUUGGACAACUUUGAGGAUGGUGUGUGCCUUUAUGGGAGAACACGAUAUUGCAACUUUAAUCGAUGAGAGGAACUUGACUGAACUGAAUAAAGCAUUUCAGAUAGAAUAAAAUCUAAGUAAAUUAUUUGGAGCUGGGAAAGAGGUUUCUAUUACUGAGUAAAUAAAUAUUCUAUUAGGCAUUUACAUUUAAAAUGUAUCCAAUUUAUAUGUAAAGUUAGCAACUUAUUAUCAAAUCUUCUAUACUUUCCAUAUUAUUUGUAAUAAAUAAAUUGGGUGAUAAUAAUUAUUUAUUUUAAUGAAAUGGGACUGAAAAUAAAUAAACAUUUUUUUAUUUUUCUAUAUAUUUUUUUAUUUAUUUUUGACAUGCAGAAAACUACAAAUUGAAUCACUCAAUGGGCAGCCUUUUGGAUGAUUAUUAUAAAACCAGCAUGGUUUUUGUUGAACUUUUAUAGUUGUUUGUUUAUUAAAUUUUCUUUUUCUGGUACCAGCAUUAACUUCAUUUAUUGUUUUUGGAUAUCUUAGCCCAACUCUACCAGAUUGGACUUGAAAUAUAUUAUGAUUAUUCUUAAGGAGAGUUUGUAUUCCUCCACAUUCAGAUUUUAAUGUACUUAGGUGUUCUUUAGGUAUAAGAUGUAUCAAUUCACUAAAUUCUGCAGUUUUUCCUAAAGACCAGUUGGUUUCUGAUGAGCAACCCUCUAGCAAGUACCUACUUAUACAGUCAACUAUGGAAUUUACAAUAGACUUGUCUAUUUGUGUACAAUUCUUUACUCUCUCCACUGGUUCUCGGGCUUUAAAUUCUUUUUCUAUAUUUUUAUUGUGUAAUGUAUUUGAAGAAUCCUUAUUUAUUAAGUCAUCUAUUCUAUUGCAGUAUUGUGGAUGUUCUUCUUGUAGAUAUAUCCUAUUGUUACUAACAAAGCAUAUUCUUUUAGUGCUAGGAAUCUUAAGUCUAUCUGUGUCUAUAUUAAAACCACAUGCAACACAUAACUGUUUUAUGUAGUCUAAAUAAUCAUUGUAUUGACUUUUAUAUGAAUUUUUGCGCUGAUAUUUGCUUCCAUCAAAAUUGUAUGCACAACAUGGAAGUAGAAAAAAAUUGCAUUUAUAUGAACUCUUAGCUGCUAUAACUGGUAUCCAUGGUGUAAGCUCAUCCGAGUGGUUUCCAAUAAUCCAAUCUAUGUCAGGAAAUAAUGAUGUAUCUGUAGGUGUAAUAGUUUUUUCCUGUAAAACAACUCCAGGAGGAUACAUAUCCCAAAUAUUUCUUUUUCGGACAUCUAUGCCUACACCUGUAUGACCUUCCUGGGAAAGUAUAUAGACCAAUAAACCAUUCCCACAUCCUAGGUCUACAAAGGAUUUGCUUCUCCUGGGUUCCUCUCUCUCCCAGAGCAGUAAAAGAUAAGCCGCUAUUGCCACAUCUUCAUACACAAAUUUUGAGGCAUCUGUACAUUCUGGCCAAAUCUUGACCAUUUCCUUGCCAUAUUUCACCUUUAAAUCAUUGUACUUCUCAUAAUACUUAGUUUGAGAAACAAGUGACAAUGAUUCAUUGCACAUGUUAGACUUAGUGCUGCUUUCUGAUUCAGUUCCCCACUUGAUAAGCUGAGGCAGCAAAGUGUUGCUAAGCCAUUUAAAUGACUUGGAAUUUUCAUCUAAAAUAACAGUAAGUAGAAUGUGGCUGGUAUUAAGCUGAAUAGUAUAUGAAAAAUCUGGGCAUAAUUUUUGUUCCUGGUUCAAUGGUGUGACAUCAUAAAAGGUUAUUGAGGAUUUAUCCUUCCAUAAGCAAGCUACUUGGUAACCUUGUUUAUCAGAAUAGUUUUUGGGAAGUAAUUCCAUAAGAAGAACUUCUACUUGGUCUUCAUUAUCAGAGGUAUUAGGCAAUAUGUUAUCAACGUCCAGUUCAUUAAGGAUUUGAAUUUUAUAUUGUUCAACAUUGUCAGUAGCAACAAGAUCACUAAGCAGAUGUAAAGUUGCUGGCAGUUUAAAUGGAGUGCUUUUGGGUUUACAAGUAUUUCUAAACCAUAUUUUGCUGCCCCAUAACCUCUUAUUAAUUACAUGAGGUUUUGUUAAUAAAAUAUUAAUUGAUUCCCAAAAAAGAUGUGAAGUCAGCGCCGUUUCCAAAGAUUUAGUCAUUUCUGUCAUUGUUCCAACGUUUCCUAUAUACUAAAAUUAACACUAGCGUAAUAUUAUAUUUUAUUACAACUUUUAACUUGUAAAUGUAAUCCUUUGAAAACUUUCAAAGUUUUUGGUUUUCUUGCUUUUCAAAAUGACGGUAUCAGCUGUUUCUUGUUUACGAUUCCUAACUGCUGUCAUUUGGUGAACAAUACGUUCAAAAACAACAAAAAAAAAUAACUUUUUUUAAAUUAAGAGUAUUUCCAAUUGUAGAUAUUAAAAUGUAAAAGUAAGAAAUAUUUUCUUUUAAUUUAUGAUAUUAUGAAUGUAACGAAAAGUUAUGAGAAGACUUAUCAUAUUAUUAGGAAUUUAAAAGACAAAAGUAACUAAGAUUUCGAUAGUGCCAUUAAAAACGAAUGAUUAAUUCUCACAGCCUACUUAUUUAUUAAAUUUUAUUACCCUACUACUAUUGUGAUGUUAUUUUGAUAAGUUUUAUUUUAAAAUAAACAAAAAAUCUAUUUAGACAGAAAACUAAAAAGUUCAAGGGUCAGAAUACUUGAUCUCAACAGAUGUGUCACUCAAUUUUUUUAAUUCUGUUUGUAUGAUCUGUGCAGGACAUAUUUUUGAAAAUAUUUUUAUAUUUUUGUUUUCUAUUUUAUAUUUUAGUUAAUUUGGUAUCGGUGUUUAGGAUCUGAUUAAUGAUAUUGAUAAAUUAAAAUUCAGAAAUAGGCAGGUGUAUGUAGGUAAUGUCAUACACUGAGCUCGAACAUGGCUAUCAAGGGUUGCGGCAAGCUACUCAGCCCCAAUUUUAUGUCGGAGAUGACGGAAAUCUUGUACCAAUAAGAUCAUCAGUAAGUUUACAUUUUGAUGUUGAUGUUGUUUUUGCCAAUCAAACAUGAUCGACGUAGAUACUUGCAGAGCAAUGACCUUUUGCACUGUGGUAUGAAAUAGAGAUAGUGUUAUGUAAACUAAAACAGAUAUAAAAUAACAAUUCAAACACUAAUAGUAGUGAGGUCACUCAAGUGAAACGAAUCCAGACUAAAUAUUAGUCAGCUAAUAUUAUCAUUGUCCACUGUACACUAAUACAGCACUGAUAACACUUGUGAGCACAUAACUGCUUGCAUGUUGAGUGCUGGAUGGCUAGUGGCUACACUAAAUUAUCCUAUAUUGUAUGGACAUAAUAGAUUAUAAUAUUUAUAGGUUUACAUGCUGACAAUGACAAGUGAGGUAAUGUAGUAUGUUAAUUUAUGUCAAGUUUAUCUUAGUUAUCAAGUGUAAAGUAGUGUCAACCAAUCGGUGGCAAGGUUGGCUGUGUGCUUAUCAUAUGCUAUGAUAGGAAACAAGUGUAUAGAUAGUGUGUGGUGAUGGAGUGGCAGUGGCUUAAAGAUUGGUGGCGUCUCAAAAGAUGGAGGAAGGACAAGAAGGGCCAGAGUGAUGAUGACAUAUGCUAUUGUGAUGACUGUCUGCCUGAUGGCGAGUUGGAUCUCUGCGAGUCGCUGGACCCGCACAGCGAUGGCGGGGGUAAGAAAGUGGUGGUCGGCGUCUGCGCCAUGGCCAAGAAGUCGCAAUCGAAGCCGAUGAAGGAGAUCCUGACGCGGCUUGACGAGUUUGAGUAUAUCAAGAUGCUGGUCUUCCCAGAGGAGGUUAUCCUUAAGAAACCGGUAGAGGAGUGGCCCAUCUGUGAUUGUCUUAUAUCCUUUCAUUCAAAGGGCUUCCCUUUAGACAAGGCCAUUCAAUACGAGAAAUUACGGAAGCCCUAUGUUAUAAACAAUCUUCAUAUGCAGUAUGACAUUCAGGAUCGUAGAAAAGUAUACGCUAUAUUGGAGGGUGAGGGUAUAGAGAUACCCAGGUACGCAGUAUUAGACAGAGAUUCGCCGGACCCCAAACAUCACGAGCUGGUUGAGUCGGAAGACCACGUGGAAGUGAACGGCGUGGUGUUCAACAAGCCCUUCGUGGAGAAACCAGUGUCGGCUGAAGAUCAUAAUAUUUAUAUUUAUUACCCCACGUCCGCUGGUGGCGGCAGCCAACGACUCUUCCGAAAGAUAGGGAGUCGAAGUAGUAUAUACUCUCCAGAAUCGAGAGUCAGGAAAACAGGGUCGUUUAUCUACGAAGACUUUAUGCCAACAGAUGGUACGGACGUAAAGGUAUACACAGUGGGCCCUGACUACGCACACGCUGAAGCGCGCAAGUCUCCGGCAUUAGACGGCAAGGUCGAAAGGGAUUCGGAGGGCAAGGAGAUCAGAUAUCCUGUCAUACUAUCCAAUCAGGAGAAACUUAUAUCCAGGAAAGUUUGUCUCGCCUUCAAACAAACAGUUUGUGGCUUCGAUUUACUUAGAGCAAACGGCAAGUCUUUCGUGUGUGAUGUAAACGGAUUUUCGUUUGUGAAGAACUCGAAUAAGUACUACGAUGACUGUGCUAAGAUCCUGGGGAAUAUGAUCUUGAGGGAGUUAGCGCCGACGUUGCACAUUCCCUGGUCGGUGCCCUUCCAGCUGGACGACCCGCCCAUAGUGCCCACCACCUUCGGUAAGAUGAUGGAGCUACGCUGCGUGGUGGCCGUCAUCAGGCACGGAGACAGGACCCCUAAACAGAAGAUGAAGGUGGAAGUUCGGCAUCAGAGGUUCUUUGAAAUAUUCGAGAAGUACGACGGCUUCAAGCGUGGCCAUGUCAAGUUAAAAAAGCCGAAGCAACUCCAAGAGAUCUUGGAUAUAGCUCGCGCAUUACUAUCGGACAUACAGACGCGUCACGCCGACCCUGAAAUUGAGGAGAAGCAAGGGAAACUAGAACAACUCAAGAGUGUUCUGGAAAUGUACGGUCACUUCUCAGGCAUCAACCGCAAGGUGCAGAUGAAGUACCAGCCCCGCGGCCGGCCGCGCGGCUCCAGCUCGGACGACGGUAACGCGCCGCCGCAUCACGGAGGUGGUGGGGAGCCAUCGCUUGUGUUGAUCCUGAAGUGGGGCGGGGAGCUGACGCCGGCGGGACGCAUCCAGGCUGAAGAGCUCGGCCGCAUGUUCCGCUGCAUGUACCCCGGGGGGCAGGGCCGACAUAUACCCGGUGAAGGUGGUACCCAAGGUCUUGGGUUACUCCGCCUCCAUUCCACCUUCCGCCACGACCUGAAGAUAUAUGCAUCAGACGAGGGACGCGUGCAGAUGACGGCCGCUGCCUUCGCUAAAGGCCUGCUCGCUUUAGAAGGGGAACUAACUCCAAUUCUAGUACAAAUGGUCAAAUCUGCUAACACAAAUGGAUUGCUCGACAACGACUGUGAUUCCUCUAAAGUUCAGAAUAUGGCAAAAGCUCGUUUGCACGAGGCGAUGCAGGUAGACCGUGACUUCACCGAAGAGGACCGGUGGCGCAUCAACCCGUGCGAGUCUGUGAGCAUCAGUGCCGCCAUGGAGUUCGUCAAGAACCCGGUGCGGUGCUGUGCACAUGUACACACGCUCAUACAGCAACUUGUACACAUUGUACUCACUAAGAAGGAUGACCCUAAGACUAAAGACACGAUAUUAUACCAUGGUGAGACGUGGGAGCUAAUGGGUCGCCGAUGGGGUAAAAUAGAGAAGGAUUUCUGCACGAAGAACAAGACUUAUGACAUAUCGAAGAUCCCGGAUAUCUACGACUGCAUCAAGUAUGAUCUGCAACACAACCAGCAUACGUUGCAGUUCGACUUGGCGGAGGAACUUUACAUUUAUGCCAAGUACUUGGCUGAUAUUGUAAUACCUCAGGAAUACGGACUUACAAUGCAGGAAAAGCUAACAAUUGGCCAAGGUAUUUGCACGCCACUUCUAAAGAAGAUCAGAGCUGACCUGCAGCGGAACAUUGAGGAGUCAGGGGAAGAAACAGUGAAUAGGUUAAAUCCCAGAUACAGCCACGGCGUGUCGUCCCCCGGGCGUCACGUGCGCACGCGCCUGUACUUCACGAGUGAGAGUCACGUGCACUCACUGCUCACUGUACUGCGGUUCGGGGGACUGCUCGAUGUUAUAAAAGACGAGCAAUGGCGCCGCGCAAUGGAGUACGUGUCGACUGUGUCGGAGCUAAACUACAUGUCGCAGAUUGUGGUCAUGUUGUACGAGGAUCCUACCAAGGAUCCUUACUCGGAAGAGAGGUUCCACGUAGAGCUCCACUUCAGUCCGGGCGUGAACUGCUGCGUACAGAAGAACUUGCCCCCCGGGCCUGGCUUCAGGCCACACAGCCGGAAUCAUUCCACUACUAAUAACUCGAGUUCGUCUGAUGAGGUGAAGUGUAUCGAGGAGGAAGGCGAAGAUGACAAUAUGGCAAGUCAAGAAACAUUGCAGCCAGACGCUGAGGAACUUGACAACACAUUCUCGCCGAAGAAAUUGUCCAAAUCAAAGAUUAGGCCUUCUGAUCCUAUACCCAUUUGCAACCUGCACUACACAGUGAGCGGACACGAGGCGUCCACGCUGGCCGCGCGCCUCAACGCAGAGCUGCGCGCGCGCAGUCACGCGGACGCACCCACUCACGACGACGCACAGGGAGAUGAAAAGGAACCUAAGGACGUGGAAGAAGCCCCUCCCCGAGCUCGUUCGUAUGACCAGCAUAAACAGAGCCACGACAACGAAUCGGAGUCAGCGCUGGCGGGCGCCGUGGGCGCGCGGUACACCAGUCUGCAACACGUGCCGCGGGAAGGGCGGCGCCAGCGGCACAGCAUCGCCGGCCAGAUGAGCUACCUCAAGAUGCUGGGGCUCGGCGCCCGCGGCAAGCUGUCGGCCGCCGGCCUCUUCAGCACGGCCGUCAUCUCCGGGUCCAGCUCUGCGCCCAACCUCCGAGUCAUGAUCCCCACGGCGGCUUCCAGCAACGCCGCGGUGGAGGGGUUCGGCGGAGUGCCGGCCAUCCGGCCGCUGGAGACGCUUCACAACGCGCUGUCGCUGCGGCAGCUGGACGCCUUCCUGGAGCGCGUGACGGCGGCGCCCGUGGUGCUGGGCACGCCGCCCGCGCCGGCCGCGCCGCUGGCCCACAAGCAGCCGUCGCCCACCAACAGUGAGUGCCCGGCCGCGCCGCGCGUUGUGUCCCUGCCCGUACUGACGCUCUGCUCCGCAGGUGUGGGGUGGAGCGGCCCGUCCUCGCUGAUGUCCUCGUCGGGAGAGCUGCCGAGCGGCUUGUCGUCUGCGGGCCCCUCCUCGCCUAAUUCUAACUACGCCUCCAACUCGGAACAUAAGACCACCUCCACGGAAAGUAGCAAUUGGAGUAAAAAUGUGCCGAGCAAGCUCCCUCAGUGGGAGGGCGAGGCGGCGACCUUGUGCGCGUUGGACUCGAGCCUGCACCCAUUCAUGCCGCACUCCAACGUAGCAGGUUCAUCUAUUAGCGGUGACGUGACGCCGGUGUCUAUCGCCUCCGAGCUGGAUUUUAAUAGCAACGAGGCUACCGCCGGCUCCAUUACAGACCACGAACUACUGAGUACGGAAGGUGAAGACGACGAAGGGACCCUUUCAGUAGACUGGUGCGGGUCGCCAGUCAAGAUGAUUAAGAACGACCUGAGUCCCCAGACCUACGCCGCAGCCAGUUCCCUCCGAUUGGACAACAGUCAGCCGUCCACUAGUAAAUGCUCCACUGAGUUCUUCGGGCUAAGCUUACAGCAAACUAAAGAAUGUUUCUACAAAGACAUGCCAUCGAGUAGUAAAAAUUACAACUUAGAUAACGAAGUUAAACCAAAGUUUUCUAAAGAAAACACGCAGUUUGUUACCAACAUAGACUCGCUUAAUUUGCAAAGCAAAGACGGAAAGAACAAGAUUAAGAAGAAUGAAAUUCUAAACAAUGGAAGUAGAAGGUACAGCGACAGUAGUGCACAAAAGAGUAAUGUAAGUUCCCAAGCGACUGUCUCAGGCAGUAGGUUCAAAACGACUUUAGUCACAGACGAUCUGCUAAGGCCAAGCACUUCUACUGACAAUACAAAUAAUUUGGUUGCUAACGAACAAGGUUUGCCGUCGGUUACGAAGGCUAAAAAAAGUAACGUGAAACCAGGCUUCACCGUGUCAGAGACAUAACUGUAGUAGUACAACUCUCAUAUACUUGAGUUUAUGCUUUAGGAAAUAAUUAUGUAGAAUGACCACCAGAGUUGCCCAAGUUUGGAAUACAUUUACCCUAUAGAAGCAUCAUCUGUGUGGCGAUCCAACGUUUUAAUUUCAGUAGUUUAAUGCAUUCAGUGUAGUAUUAUCAAAUCAAUCUCGCGGCCUAGAACAAUACAUAGGUACAUUUCCUUUUGCCGUUAAUUAACUUAGUAGUGUUUUUCGAGUUAACUUAUAUUUUUUUACUCAUUACUGUGAUCAUUUUAAUGAUAUUUUCUUGUGAGCUUAAACUGCACAUUCAUUAAAAAUAAAAUAAAAUUAAUGCUUUGCGAUUAUACUUUACCGUCAUGUAAAUUAGUUAUUUGUAUAUUAUGCUGAAGUUUCAAUUAAAUGUAAUUGUAUCAAUGUUGUGUUCAUAGAUAUAAUAAUGACUGAAUCAAAAGCAGUGUAGUGAAUCAAUAAAUUAUUAUGUUAUAUUGCUUCUUGCAUUACCAGCUCGCUUGAUUGUGCGCAAAAUAAUAAAUAAAAUUUUCUAAACAUGUUAAGAUAUUGAUAUAUUGAAUGUAUUAUUAUAGAUAAGAAUUUACAUCAAUAAAUAAAAUAAUUGAUUAAACAA